AUGACUCAACAAGAUUAUUUGAAGCACGAUGCCACCAAAGGAGCUGCUGAGAAUGCUCUAAGAGUUGGUUGGACUACGUAUGGUGAACGUGAGUUAAGGGUGGUACCGACAAAGAAGUAUGCAGCUUUUCUCCCAGGUCUAGCUGUAGAUAUAUGGGGAAGACAGGAACAACUUUCUCACGUGGCUUGUUUUUUGAAAUUGUGGUUGGCAUCUGAUUCCAUAAGACUAUUGGGAACAAGUGGAGACGGGACUCUCUCUGUUUGCAAUCUUCGGAGCAACAAGGUUCAAACUCGCUCUGAAUUUUCUGAAGACGAGCUGCUUUCUGUGUUAAUCAUGAAGAAUGGUCGAAAAGUUAUAUGUGGGACGCAAACUGGAACUCUUCUAUUAUAUUCAUGGGGUUUUUUCAAGGACUGCAGUGACCGCUUUGUCGAUCUAUCCCCAAACUCUAUUGAUGCUUUGUUAAAGCUUGAUGAAGAUAGAGUUAUUACUGGAUCUGAGAAUGGGCUCAUUAGCCUGGAACUAGCUACGGGGAAAAUGAUUAGUGCACAAGGUGGACUAUACUUUCUGGAUGUCGUUCCUCCUACAUUACCUUUGUCCUCUUAG
Messenger RNA from Camellia sinensis, 603 nucleotides. The record is from RefSeq and is a predicted model, not a curated record. Lineage: Eukaryota; Viridiplantae; Streptophyta; Magnoliopsida; Ericales; Theaceae.